Messenger RNA from Colletotrichum orchidophilum, 1014 nucleotides. Its product is annotated as transaldolase. Gene Ontology annotation, cellular component: intracellular anatomical structure. Bases 1 to 1014 code for a protein of 337 amino acids. Gene Ontology annotation, biological process: carbohydrate metabolic process; pentose-phosphate shunt, non-oxidative branch. The record is from RefSeq and is a predicted model, not a curated record. The transcript is spliced from 5 exons. Lineage: Eukaryota; Fungi; Ascomycota; Sordariomycetes; Glomerellales; Glomerellaceae. Gene Ontology annotation, molecular function: transaldolase activity.
AUGGCCAAAAUCAACUCCCUGUUGGACACUCUGAGGUCCGUAAGCCAAGUCGACUGUGAUACUCUCGACGUUGAAGUUGCCAAAGAGCUGGGUCCCUUUGUCGACCACACCUCCAACCAGGCUAUCGCCUACGGCGAGCUCACCAAGACCACUGCAGAUGGCAAGCUCUACCACGAGCAACUCAUCCGGAAGUCCGUAGAGGAUGCUCAGAGCUGGGCUCAUGCGGCCUGGCCAGACAUUGACCCGAUUCUCCUGGCUGUCGAAAUUAUGAUGGUCAGACUCUCACUUCAGUUUAUCCCGUAUCUGACGGGAUAUUUCCAUAUCCAGACCAACACAAACUGGUCUUAUUCAGUCGAGAAAACUUGCCAAAAUGCUCAGAGAAUCCUCGACACCUUCAAGAAGCUGGAGCCUAGUUUUGACACGAAGCGUGUCUGUUUAAAGAUCCCGUCCACUUAUGAGGGUAUUGCCGCCUGCAGAAUCCUCGAGAGCAAAGGAAUUGCCACACUGGCGACGACCAUGUUUUGCAUGGAGCAGGCGGCCCUGGCUGCAGAUGCCGGUUGCACAUACAUCGCGCCGUAUGUGAACGAGCUCAAGGUUCACUUCGUUCCUGGCUACUUGGACGAGAACAAGGCCUUCAACUUUUGCAGACAGGCGCAAGCAUACUAUAUCGAGACGAAGGCCAAGACCCAGGUGCUGGCAGCCAGUCUGACCACCGUGCCCGAGGUGAUGCAGUUGGCCGGCAUCCAGCACGUCACCGUCUCGCCGCCACUCCUCCGGGGCCUUGCUGCAGCAUCGUCCUCAACUUGGACGGAAAAGGUCGGUGGAUAUUUUGCGGCUGGGCCAGACGAGAGCUGGAUCAAGGAUUUUCAGGCUGCUUUGAAGGACGAGAGCGAGUGGAGGAUUGCCUUUACUCGGAGCGGCAAUGGCAGAUAUGAGGAGAAACUCAUCCAGGCCAUUAACAUCUUUUCGGAUAAGCAGCAGAGCCUGGAGGAGCUGGCAAGGAGCUUCUUGUAG